AUGGAGAGCGAAGAGGAAAGAGUUGUGAUUGGCGGGGUGUCAGUCAUAUCGAAGGCGCAGCGCAGCAGACAAAAGCGAAAGCCCACAGCCGAAGCAGCAGCAGCAGCAGCAGCAGCAGCGCCAGCAGCAGCAGCAGCAGCAGCAGCAGCAGCAGCAGCAGCGCCAGCAGCAGCAGCAGCAGCAGCAGCAGCAGCAGCAGCAGCAAAGGACUGCGACGACGCUGCGGGCGAGGAGUUCGCCUUCAGCCCUGCGCUGCUGCUCGCCCCGCCCCCGCCCUCCCCCCACAGCAGCAGCAACAACAACAACAACAGCAGCAGCAGCAGCAGCAGCAGCAGCAGCAGCAGCAGCAGCAGCAGCAGCAGCAGCAGCAGGGGGGGGUUUGAGUACUUGGACCACACUGCGGAUGUGAUAGUGCAUGCGUUUGGGACUUCUUUGGAAAGUUUAUUUUCUUUUUUGGUUUUUGGAUUAUUUCACUACAUGGUGGACCUGGUCCUGCGACUUCGCGCAGAAGCAGCAGCAAACUGCGACCCCCAGCAGCAGCAGCAGCAGCAGCAGCAGCAGCAGCAGCAGCAGCAGCAGCAGCAGCAGCUGGUGGUGGAGUGCGAAGUCUGCGGGGAGGUCUUCGACCCCAAAAGACACCCCCAGGGCACGGAGGUCAAGGCAGUCACUAUGCACCAGCUGCGCGUGCUGCUGCUGCAGCAGCAGCAGCAGCAGCAGCAGCAGCAGCAGCAGCAGCAGCAGCAGCAGCAGCAGCAGUGGACUGUGGUAGAGGACUUGAGCGACUGCACAGACCUUGCUGCUGUUGCAGAGGCCCUUAAAGACGGCAGCAAAAGAUUAGAGGCUUUUGUUGUUCUAGAUAUUUGA
This is a messenger RNA of Eimeria necatrix, 864 nucleotides long. RefSeq lists its product as hypothetical. Gene Ontology annotation, molecular function: ice binding. NCBI's taxonomy places the organism in Eukaryota, Apicomplexa, Conoidasida, Eucoccidiorida, Eimeriidae. The record is from RefSeq and is a predicted model, not a curated record. Bases 1 to 864 code for a protein of 287 amino acids. The transcript has 2 exons.